Messenger RNA from Grammomys surdaster, 2019 nucleotides. Its product is annotated as insulin receptor substrate 1-like. The record is from RefSeq and is a predicted model, not a curated record. The transcript has 2 exons. Gene Ontology annotation, molecular function: phosphatidylinositol 3-kinase binding; insulin receptor binding. Lineage: Eukaryota; Metazoa; Chordata; Mammalia; Rodentia; Muridae. Gene Ontology annotation, biological process: insulin receptor signaling pathway. Bases 196 to 1698 code for a protein of 500 amino acids. Gene Ontology annotation, cellular component: plasma membrane; cytosol.
GGCUACUGGGACACACACACCCCUGUGAGCCGGCUCCUUGCUCACUCCCAAGUCAGGAGAGGGCGUGGAGUGAUGCAGGGCAGCUAGGCCGGUUGCAAUUUCCCAGGUCUACUUGUCCCAAGCCGAUGUAGCUCAGGGGGUCCAGACCCAUUCAAAUCAGUCUUUCUAAGGACAGUUUACUGACUUUGGCUGAAGAUGAAGCCCGCAGGUACGGGGCCCACAGUCUCUUCCGGGGGCGAGUCCACCGACGUGUCCCUCGGCUCGCCGUUUCCUUGGCCCUGCCCGCCCGACGUGCGGCUCUGUGGCCAUCUGAGAAAGCAGAAGUCCCAGCGCCGCCGCUUUUUCGUGCUGCGCACUGACCCACCACGCCUGGAGUGCUACGAGAGCGAAAAGAAGUUCUUGGCCAGCGGCUGCCGCCCACCUCGGCCGCGGCGUACCGUGAGCCUGGAGGGUGCCUGCACUAUUAGCAAGCGCGCAGAUGCCCGUCAGCGCCACCUGAUCGUCAUCUAUACCAGCGACAGCAGCCUGGGCGUGGCGGCGGCCAGCGAAGCGGAGCAGCAAGCGUGGUACAGCGCCCUGCUCGAGGUGCGCGCCACCGCCGCUGCAGCUGCUGCUACCGCUAUGGGUUUCAGUCCCCAAGAGGCCCCUGAGUCUUGGAUCUUCGCCCCAUUCCAGGACGUCUGGCCUGUGACACUGCGGUCCAAGGGGCUGGGGAGAGCACGAGGCCUGAGCAGCGGCAGCUAUCGCCUGUGCCUGGGUUCUGGGGCCCUUAGCCUCCUGCGAAAGCCGGGAAGCAAAGGCUCCAGAGACGGCUGGACAACGCCACCACCAGUCCUGCGCCUGUCCUUGCUCAGUGUGCGCCGCUGCGGCCACGCAGACUCUUUUUUCUUCCUGGAACUCGGGCGUUCAGCGCCCAUGGGUCCUGGUGAGCUGUGGCUGCAGGCCCCCGAUGCAGUGGUGGCCCAAAGCAUUCAUGAGACAGUCCUGGCUGCCAUGAAGAGGCUGGGGAGCAGUGCAGCCAGUGGCAAAGCUGAGCCCCCGCCGCCGCCGCAGGGAGAUCCUCCAAAGAGCGUUCCUGCAGCUCCAACCCCGGCACCAUAUGAAAUCCCUGCUUCAGCAUCCGCAGCACAAGCAAGAAGGCCGAAUGAGCAAGCAAAGAAGGACUACUUCAAGCCCCCAGAAAGGAUGGAGUCAACGAGCUCCUACAGGGGGCUAGAUCUGGGAGGGGACUACAUCACCAUGGGAGUCAGGAAUGACUAUGUGCACAUGGGGGGAGGAGAGGCAGGUGACUAUAUGUGGAUGGCGCCCCCAGGCCUUCCUCCCACCCCUGCCCGGGCUGAUCCCAGUAAGCAGCUUGAGGGUUGUGAGAGCACAGAGUACGUGCCCAUGAGCAGAUUUUUACCCGGGCCUUUGUAUUACGAGCUCAAGGCCAGGGAGUCUGAACUUGGGCAUCCAGGUGCCCACUGUAGCAUUAGGGACAGAUGGAGACCCACAGUGGCUCAGUCCCGCUCUUCCCAAGGGUCAGAGCUCUCAGGGGACUACAUGUACAUCCCUGACUAUGUAGGAACGGACAGUGAUAGGCUGGGGUCUCUGGACAGCUGCCUUAACUAUGUGGACCUGGACCUAGUCCCUCCCCUGGAGGUCCCUGGAGCAGCCCCAGGGAAUAGUCCACAUAGCUAUGCCAGCAUCAAGUUCUAGAACUUUCGGGAGAUAGUCAGGUGAGGAGACCCAGGCAUUGUCAGGGAAGAGAGGGAAAGAAGAGAAAACCUUAGUACUGUUCAGCUCAGCUGCUGCACACAGGAGCCAGGAACCCUGAGGGUCAUAGUCCCCAUGAGCUGCUAUGCUGCCCCCCUGCCUGCUCUGUCUCUAUCAGCCGUGCCACCCAAGAAACCCCCAGGAAGAAGUGCUCCAAAGAAAUUAGACUCUUUUAAGAGAAAGUACUAGAACUUCUUUCUGCCUUUCCACCCCCUCCCCCAUCCAAACAACAAACAAAUAAAACCCUUCUCAGCUGAAUGCCUA